AUGGCAUCCGAAAAGAAGGACAUUUGGUCCACCGAGGCAGGCUUCUUCCCGAAAUACCAAAAUGCCGCGUCGUUUGUCCCCAAGCUGGUGGGCAAGGUCAUCGGCUGGCUCGACGUGCAAAAGGACGACGUGAUUCUGGAUCUCGGCUGUGGUGACGGCAUCCUUGACCUACAGUUUGCCGACAUCCUAUCCAAGGGCACCGGCCGCCUGCACGGCGUGGACAGUUCGCCGUCUCUGAUCGAGACCUCACAAAAAGCCGCCAAGGCUGCCGGCUACACAAACAGCACAUUUGAAGUCUACGAUGCAAACGAUAUUGUAGACAAGCCGGAGCUGCAAAAGGGACAGUUUAACAAGGCCUUUUCCAAUGCGGCCAUGCAUUGGAUCCUCAGCAACACCGCCAAGCACGAGCAGUUCUUCCACGGCGUCCAGAACGCACUGCAGCCCGGCGGCGUCUUCGUUUUUGAGAUGGGCGGCCUCGGCAACGUUACGGAGCUCGUCACGGGCGUCGUGUCGAGCGUCAGCCGUCGCAUCGGCUUGGAGGCGGCCAAGAAAGCAAACCCGUGGUUCUUCCCCGACGAAGCGUGGGCGCGCGAUAUUCUGGAGAACCGCGUCGGCGGCUGGAAGGUCGAGAAGAUUGAGCGCGAGUGGCGCGAGACGCCCGCGGAUGCCGGCGGUAUUGAUGGCUGGAUCCGGCUGAUGGCGCGGCCGUUCCUGGACGCGGUGCCUGAGGCGGAGCGCGAGGCGUGCACACGCGAGAUUGUCGAGGUGCUGGAGUACACGACACGGACGCCAAAGGGAUCGUAUGCCAUGCAGUACGUGCGUCUGCGCGUCCAGGCGCGGAAACUGUAA
Messenger RNA from Sporothrix brasiliensis 5110, 849 nucleotides. RefSeq names its product methyltransferase type 11. Lineage: Eukaryota; Fungi; Ascomycota; Sordariomycetes; Ophiostomatales; Ophiostomataceae. The record is from RefSeq and is a predicted model, not a curated record. The coding region runs from base 1 to 849 and encodes 282 amino acids. The transcript has 4 exons.